Molecule: messenger RNA, 1514 nt
Organism: Argiope bruennichi
Lineage: Eukaryota; Metazoa; Arthropoda; Arachnida; Araneae; Araneidae
Gene: Yip1d1
Product: protein YIPF5-like
Exons: 1
Coding region: 155-934 (259 amino acids)
Biological process (GO): endoplasmic reticulum to Golgi vesicle-mediated transport; vesicle fusion with Golgi apparatus
Cellular component (GO): trans-Golgi network; membrane
Source: RefSeq, a predicted model, not a curated record
UUGCUAACUGUACCCGACAAUUCAGUACAGCCACAGUGUCUUGUCAUCGAUACUUUUUGUUUUGAAAGGAAAGAAAACGCUGGGAAAUGUUUUUAGGCUAAAUAUAAAUAUACUAUAAUUCUUUUUUGUUUAAUUGUAAUUUUCUUUUGAAACUAUGACAUCACAAAAUCAAAAUUCUGGUUAUUACAACUGGAAUCAAGGACCUGAAAAUCCAGCCGGUGGGCCGUAUAGGUAUGACUUUGGCACACCAGAUUUUGGAGCUCAACCACAGUUUGGGCAGUUUGAUUACGAUUCUACACAAAAUGUUAAUGUACCUCCGAAUGCAGGACCAUCUACAAAUUUAUAUCCACCUAUGGGUUCCUAUUCUGGUAGUAUUUUGACUCCAGAAGCCCCGUCAUUCACUAAUCCAACUGAGAAUUAUGAAGAUGAGCCUCCUUUACUAGAAGAGCUCGGAAUAAAUUUCGAUCAUAUUAUACAGAAAACUGUUGCUGUCUUGAAUCCUUUUAAAGAGCCAAAUCCUUCGAUCUUGCAGGAAACUGAUUUCACUGGACCAUUGGUUUUUUGUUUAUGUUUUGGUGGGUUUUUAUUACUCAGUGGUAAAGUGCACUUUGGUUAUAUCUAUGGUAUAGGCGUACUUGGUUGUUUUUCUAUGUAUUCAUUGUUAAAUCUUAUGAGUGAAUCAGGAGUAUCAAUGGGUUGUACAAUAAGUGUUUUAGGUUAUUGUCUUUUGCCAAUGGUUGUACUGUCUGGAAUCUCUGUAUUAUCUCUAAAAGGGACAUUGUGUACUAUAUUGACUUUUGUAGCUGUGUCCUGGUGUUCAUUUUCUGCAUCAAAGCUGUUUGUUGCUGCCUUGGCUAUGGAUCAUCAACAGCCCUUGGUUGCAUACCCUUGCGCUUUAUUAUACGGCGUUUUUGCUUUGCUAACUAUUUUUUAAAUUGUCAGCAAAGCAAAUGAAUCUUUGUUAUUGAUUUGUAAAAAGAUUGAUAUUAUGUGCUUUAUGAUUUUCAAUGAGUGAUUUGCCAUUUUUAAGAAACCAGAAUUUUCUUCAUAUCUAUACAUUUUAAAUUUUUUUUCACUAGUUUUAGAAAUUCAAUUUAAGCAUGUUAUGUUAGCUGAGCUUAGUUUUUAAAUUUGUUCUUUAUUAUAAAUCUAAUUAGGCACCAGCUGGAAAGUUGUACAAAAUUACUGCCUGUAUAUAUUAAAAGUUUCCUCUGCAAAAAUAUAGUAUUGCUUUGUUUCUUGUGUUAUAUGAUGUGUUGCUUACUUACAUAUUAUAAAAGACUAGAAUUUCGCAUUUCAGUAUUGUAUAGAUAAUAAUAGUGAGACAUUGGAUUAAACAAUUUUUCCUUUUACGCAGGUACUGGAAUUUUAUAUGCAAAUUGAUUUCAGAUUUAUUAUCACACUGAAAAUAUGGCUAGACUUUAUUUAUUGUAAUUUAAGUUAAAUGAAAUAUAAUUAUCCUUUUUGUAUUAGAAAUAUUUGUGAAGUGAUUCAUUAAUAAAUAAUAUUUUCUA